Molecule: messenger RNA, 2922 nt
Organism: Gregarina niphandrodes
Lineage: Eukaryota; Apicomplexa; Conoidasida; Eugregarinorida; Gregarinidae
Product: putative ribosomal RNA methyltransferase
Exons: 1
Coding region: 1-2922 (973 amino acids)
Biological process (GO): maturation of 5.8S rRNA from tricistronic rRNA transcript (SSU-rRNA, 5.8S rRNA, LSU-rRNA); rRNA methylation; maturation of LSU-rRNA from tricistronic rRNA transcript (SSU-rRNA, 5.8S rRNA, LSU-rRNA)
Cellular component (GO): nucleolus; preribosome, large subunit precursor; nucleus
Molecular function (GO): rRNA (uridine-2'-O-ribose)-methyltransferase activity; rRNA (guanine) methyltransferase activity
Source: RefSeq, a predicted model, not a curated record
AUGGGGAGGAAGACAAAGGUCGGUAAGGGGCGUAAGGAUCAUUUCUAUAACCUUGCGAAGCAGCAAGGGUUUCGUGCGCGUUCUGCGUUCAAGUUGACUCAGUUGGGUAGCAAGUUCAAUUUGUUCGAUGAGGUGUCAUUUAUCAUAGACUUAUGUGCAGCGCCAGGUGGUUGGAUGCAGGUUGCGCGACAGGCAGUGCCAAUGGCAGGACAUGUGUUCGGUGUUGACUUGUGUCCGAUAUCUCCGAUAAAAGGUUGUACGGGUAUUCAGGCGGAUAUAACAACAGUUCGUUGCGAGAGGCUAUUGAACGAGGCGAUGAGACGAGUAGGUGUUCCGGACUGUAAGGUAGAGUUGGUUCUACAUGACGGUGCACCUAACGUUGGUGCGGACUGGAACAAGGAUGCCUAUGUCCAGAAUGACUUGGUGUUGAAGUCCCUUAGUUUGGCUUGCAAGUAUUUGAAACCUCAUGGUAACUUUGUGACCAAAGUCUUCCGUAGUGUGGACUACACUAAGCUGCUCUUUGUCUUCUCACAAUUAUUUGCCCAAGUGGUUGCAACGAAACCGUCUUCGUCGCGUGACGUAUCGGCUGAAAUCUUCGUUGUGUGUAAAGGCUUCAAAGCUCCCCAAAAAAUUGACCCAGCCCUCUUCGACGCCUCCAAGGUCUUCCAGGCGAUCGAGGAAGGUCCCACCAAGACUGAACUUGUCUCCCAAGCCUUACUGCCGGCCGGCGCCAGGGGAGGACUGACCAUGGGUGGGCUCACGGCCGCUAUGAAACUCGUGGGUAAGAAAAACCGCAGCGGUUACGAAGAAGGCGACCUGUUCCGCAAGUGCACGGUACGUCAGUUCUUCGAAUCGGCAAUGCCGGCUCAAGUUUUGGUACUCCAUCAUCGCAUGGAAUUUAAUUCGGCAGACACACUUGACCAGGAGAUUUUCAACCAUCCCAGCACCACCGAUGUGAUCAAAGACAGUAUCCGCGACCUCAAGCUGCUCGGCAAGCAGGACCUGCAGCAGCUGCUCAAGUGGCGGCUGCGGAUUUUGAAGGAAAAGGCCGCGGCAGCGAAAGAGGUGUCGGAUGCGCAAAAGAAAGCCGAGGAAACGUCGCGGCAACAGGAGAAGGAACAGGCCCGAGAGGGCAUGACCGAGGCCGAGAGGGCGCAGGCGGACGAAGAGGAGUUGGAGGAUAUGUUACAGUCGGAAGCACGCGAGAAGUUGAAGAAAUUACGAAAGUUGCGCGCGAAAUUCCGCAAAAUUUCGGAGAAGUCGCAAAUCGCGCAAGCCGUAUUUAAUGCGGAGGAAGAGGAAUGCUUCCCCAGCGCGGCCGUCGCGGCCGAGGCCUUCGCGGAGGAGGAACGGGAGGUGGACGCUGCGCUACUUCAAGACGACGCUCCAUUGGUCACCCAAGAACGCAUUGAGCAACUUCAGAAAGAGGUGCUCGGUGACGAAGCCGACUCUAGCUCCGACGAAGAGAGCGAAGCCGGCAGCGACGUAGACUACGUCGACCUACUCGAACGCGAAAUGGAACGGCUGCACGAAAUGGAGAAGGAAACUGCAGCCGCACACUCGAUUGCCAAGGAAGCCGCCAAAAAGAAAGAACGUCGCCGAGAACGUGUCUUCAAAGAAUGGGCCGAAGAAAUGACCGAGUUCAUGACCGACCUGGAACAACGGAACAAGGACGCACACAUAGCUCUCGACUCCGAUGAGGAGGCUGAAGUCGACCUCAAGGAGUAUUAUGCAACGACUGGAGGCGCCGGAGAUGCAACCCCAGACGAUUCGAAAGCUGGAGACGCUUCGGAAGCGGAAGGCGACGACCAGAUUGAGAGUGACGACGACCAGGCUGAGAGUGACGGCGACCAGGCUGAGAGUGACGGCGAGGCAGAUGAAGGUGAGAGUGAGGCUGAGAGUGAGGCUGAGAGUGAUGCUGAGAGUGAGGCUGAGAGUGAGGCUGAGAGUGAGUUGGAGGUUCCCCUGAGUCGAAAGCGGCCAUUGGACGCGGCGGAGGAUGACGACUCGUUGUCCGAGAUCGACGGGUCUUCGGAUGAGGAAGCCGAUCCGGAAGGCAUAGAGGAAAUUGCGGAGUCUGAGUUGCCGCAGAUCCCGUUGAAUGAGAAGAAGCUGCGGCAUGAGCGACGAUUGAAAGCGGCGGUCCGACAGGAGAAGAAGGAGGCCCACAAAGCGGGCAAGCAGGCUAAGUUGUUGGGUCAGUUGGGAGGAUCGGUAGAGGCCGUGGCGGCUCGAGGAACUUCGCGUGGGUCAGGGGCUAUCGUAACUGAGUACAAGCCUGCGGGCUUACCAAAGGGCCCAGCGCCGGGUGCGGGCUCUAACGGUAAUGGUUUCCCGAAGCAGGCUCUGAAGAAACCGGAUACGUUGGAGGAAAUUGCGGAAGUACAGGCACUCGGGUCAUUGAUGCGGCAUAAGGAGAGCCGGAUGGAUUUGCUCGAUGGUACGUAUAAUCGAUGGGCUUUCAACGACCCAUCUGAACUUCCCUCCUGGUUCGUUGAGGAGGAGGCCGUAACGCGCGUACCCGACCUCCCCAUGACCAAGGAACACUACCAGGAAUAUCGUAGGAAACUCAAAGAAAUAAACGAACGACCGAUUCGCAAGGUCCAAGAGGCACGAGCCCGCAAACGCGCCCGUAUGGACAAGAAACUCGAGUCCAUCAAGAAACAGGUCGCUAACAUCGCCGAGUCCGCCGAAAUGAACGAACGCGGUAAGGCACAAGCUAUCGAUAAACUCAAGCGAAAAGCUCUCAAGGCCACCGAUAAACGACGAGGACAUAAAGUCUACGCCGUAGCCAGACGAAAUGGCUCCGCCAAAAAUUGCAAGCCCAAGGGAGGCCAAAGGGGCAGCCGAGUCAUCAAAGUUGACAAACGCCUUAAGGCAGACAAACGAGGAAACCUCAAAGGCAAACCCAAACGGCGCUAA